AGUUCGCGUUUAAGAGUAAGAGAGCAAGUGUGUGCAUAAGCAAACGAUAAGUGCUCGUGUUGAUAUCUCAGUACUGAGAAACUGAAUGUUUUUGCUCGUCAAAUCCAAUCGCAUUGUGUUUGGCGUUUAUUUUAUGCAUACAUUCUUUGUGAGAUAUCGUGAGUAGUGAGUUGCGUUCAGCUUUAUCGAAAAUAGCAUAAAAUAUAUACGCAUAUUUUUUUUUUCGUCGCCGGGACCCGAACGUGAUUGUGAUAAAUUUUUGUGGGCGCGUCAAUGACUUGAUUCUGAGUCGAAAACUUUUACAUACUACUCAUUUCGACAUACGUGUUUUCAAUCACCAAUUUUAUCCAGAUUUUUUUUUAUUCAUACCAAAUUUGGCAGAAGAGCGCAUUUUGAUUGAACGAAACUGCGAAGCUAAUCCAACACGGUAUAAAUCGUUAUUUUGUGCAGAAGUGCGGUAGCGUGUGCUGGCGUGAUACUGACCGAACUGUGAUAAACGAAGAUGAUGUUUUCUAUACAUAAAUUGCUCAUUGCAACUGCACUUCUGGCCAUUUCCUUAGUACAUGCAUACGUAGUCAAUUCUGAUGACUCACUAUGUAAAAGCGAGAUUUAUUGCAAUGGCGAUGUUUUACAUACGAUUCAGAUGGCAAAAUUAUACAACGAUUCAAAAACUUUCGUCGAUAAGAAAUUGAAACAAUCACCACAAGAGACGGUAGAACGAUUCCAUGAAUUUAUGGCAGAACACGGUGACAAUCCAAGCAGAGAUGAUAUCAAUCAAUUUGUCAACACAAACUUCGAAGAAGGUAAUGAGUUACACAAUUGGGUACCGGACGAUUGGAUCGAAUCACCGGCAUACAUAAGCAAAAUUAAAGAUGUGACAUACCGCGAUUUCGCAAAGAAUUUAACAAAAAUUUGGAAGAUUCUGGGAAAAAUAAUGAAAGAUGAAGUUGCUAAUAAUCCCGAAUUGUAUUCAAUAAUUUAUGUAAAACAUGGAAUAAUUGUGCCGGGUGGACGUUUUCUUGAAUUCUAUUAUUGGGAUACCUAUUGGAUCAUACGCGGUUUAUUACAAUCACAAAUGUACGAAACAGUGCGCGGUAUGUUGCGUAAUUUCUUUUCGAUAAUUGAUCGUUAUGGAUUCAUACCAAAUGGUGGUCGUAUUUAUUACUUAACGCGAACACAUCCACCAAUGUUGACAAGCAUGGUUAAAUCUUAUAUCGAUUUUACAAACGACAAAGAGUUCAUAGCAGAGGCUUUACCACGAUUAGAAGCUGAAUUUGAUUAUUUCCAACAAAAUCGCUUGCAAAAUGUCAAUGGUUAUGAAAUGUAUACGUAUGGGGCACCGAUAACAAAUGGCCCCCGUCCCGAAUCAUACUAUGAAGACUACGAUAUGGCUCAACGAUAUUUUAAAACUGAUAAGGAGAAAUUUAAAUUUUAUGUAAAUAUUGUUGCGGCCGCUGAAAGUGGAAUGGAUUUUUCAAGUCGAUGGUUCAUCAAUAAUGGUUCGAAUAAUGGUAAACUGUUUGAAGUUCAGACUCGUUCCAUUGUUCCGGUUGAUUUAAAUGCAAUGAUUUAUUUUAAUGCCAAAACUAUUGCUGAAUUCCAUAACACACUUGGAAACACAAAUAUCGUCGAAAAGUAUCGGUAUAAAGCACAGAAAUUAUUUGAAGCUGUGCAAGCAGUGCUUUGGAAUGAUGAGUACGGUGUAUGGUUGGAUUACGAUUUGAUUAAUAAAACACCACGACCAUAUUUUGCGGCAACAAAUCUAUCGCCAUUGGUAUUUGAAUGCUAUAAUACCACUGAUAAACCAUCAAUUGCUCGUAAAGUUCUCGCUUAUAUCAAUAGAAAUGAAACCAAUAUCGAUCGAUAUCCCGGAGGCAUUCCCAAUACAUUGCUGGGCACUGGCGAACAAUGGGACUAUCCAAAUGCAUGGGCACCGAUGCAACAUUGGAUUAGCGAAGGAUUACGUACACUUGAUGAUCAAACGGCAACCGAUCUUGCAAAUAAAUGGACAAAACGAUGGAUUUUAUCCAAUUUUAUCGCUUUCAAGGAGUCUAAUUAUACAGCAAUGUAUGAAAAGUAUUUGGCUGAUACAUUGGGUGGUCACGGUGGUGGAGGUGAAUACGAAGUACAAGUUGGAUUUGGCUGGACAAAUGGUGUUAUUAUUGAAUAUUUGGCAAAAUAUGGCCAUAAUAUAACAGCAUUCAGUUGAAUGUGAUACGUACAUUCAAAUUAUAUAUAGUUGAAGUUGCCAAAAUAUUGCCAAAUAAUCAUAAUACAGAUUCCAGAUGUAUCACAUUUUUAGUUUGUCUUUCAAAUAAUUUCUUGCUUAAUUUAUGUUUGUUUUUUGUUUCCUGAAAUUACUUAUUGUAAAACAAAACCGUUGAAAGUAUUCAAUAAAGUCAGUUACUUACAAACAAACUCAUUUGAAUACACAUA
Molecule: messenger RNA, 2436 nt
Organism: Contarinia nasturtii (swede midge)
Lineage: Eukaryota; Metazoa; Arthropoda; Insecta; Diptera; Cecidomyiidae
Product: trehalase-like
Exons: 7
Coding region: 503-2209 (568 amino acids)
Biological process (GO): trehalose catabolic process
Molecular function (GO): alpha,alpha-trehalase activity
Source: RefSeq, a predicted model, not a curated record